Molecule: messenger RNA, 1513 nt
Organism: Danio aesculapii
Lineage: Eukaryota; Metazoa; Chordata; Actinopteri; Cypriniformes; Danionidae
Product: inactive phospholipid phosphatase 7
Exons: 3
Coding region: 139-987 (282 amino acids)
Cellular component (GO): nuclear envelope
Molecular function (GO): sphingosine-1-phosphate phosphatase activity
Source: RefSeq, a predicted model, not a curated record
GCGGGUGCUGCUGGUGCUGAAGCUGAGCGGACAAAUACACCGAAUAUAAUGUGUUUUCAGCGCGUGAAGUGAAGCUGUAGAUCACCAUUAUCUGAUCUGAUCUUCAUCUCCAGCAGACUCUCAGGACAGAACCUCAGGAUGCGUCUGAACUCGAGUCGCUGUCGACUGAAAGAUCGAGGCAGCGGUGCUCUGGCUCGCCCUGAAUUUCUGUCCCUGAAUGUCCUGCCGCAAAACAGCAGAGGAUCCAGAAGAGCGGGUCAGAAUAAAGGCCCACAGAGCCCACAGACCCCCCCGAGCGAGGGCUCGCCAGACACAGCAGAGCGCAGGGAUGCAGGGCGACUGCCGGAUGAGGACUGUAUGCUGCUCAACCCGUCCUUCAGAGGCAUCGCCAUCAGCUCGCUGCUGGCCAUCGACAUCUGCCUGUCCAAGCGUCUGGGCGUCUGCCGGCACGGCUCCUCCUCCUGGGGCAGCAGCCGAUCCGUGGUCUCCCUGCUGGCGCUGACAGGACACGGCCUCACCUGGGUCUGCGGGACGCUGCUGUGUCUCUGUCAGAGCAGCACACCAGCGGGACAGGAGGUCCUGAUCAACCUGCUGAUGGGUCUGGUUCUGGAUGUGCUGACGGUGGCGGGGGUCCAGAAGCUAGUGCAGCGCAGAGGCCCUUGGGACAUCAGCCCUGGGCUCCUGGACUGUGUGGCUCUGGACAGAUACUCGUUCCCGGCGGGUCACGCCAGCAGGGCGGCGCUGGUGUCCCGGUUCCUGCUGUCCCACCUGGUGCUGGCGGUGCCACUCCGGGUCCUGCUGGUGCUAUGGGCCGCGCUGGUGGGUCUGUCCCGGGUUCUGCUGGGUCAGCAUCACCUUACAGACGUGGCAGCUGGGUUUGCAUUGGGAUUCCUUCACUUCAGUCUGAUGGAGACGGUGUGGCUCUCCUCCAGCACCUGUCAGACACUCAUCUCCAUCGGCACCUUCAGCUGGGCCUCCAUUCGCUAGAGCGUCAACAACACUGUGUUUACAGCAGCGUGUCUCAAUCCCAGUUCUCACGGGAAAUAAACUCAUGGAAUGUCCGCUUUGCAUGGCACUUGUUGUCGAAUUAGAACAAACGUAUGAUGUAAAACAUACCAAAUGUGCAGUGUGGGGGACUGCAAAAUGCUGGAUUACAGGAAGAUCAGGUAAUGUGCAUUCACGCAUCGGAUGCAAAUGGCUGUCCCAUUUCAGUUCUGGAGGGCCUCUGUCUUGAACGAUUGAGCUUUUUAGUUCAGUUAAAGACACCUUAGCUAAUUAUGGCUCGUUUCCACUGAGUGGUACAGGUUAGUACAGUACAGGUUAGUACGGGUCACCUUUAUCAGGCUUGCGUUUCCACUGCUGAAAGGGUACCAACGGUACUCUUUUGGUGGGCGUGGUGUAUGACAAAGUUUCAGAUGACGUCAUUUUCGCUCUGGAAAAUGUCUACAGUAAAGCUGUACAGGUCGCUCACAUAUCAUAUGAGAAGCUCUUCUCACAAAACAGAUGCUUUACA